This is a messenger RNA of Octodon degus (degu), 1173 nucleotides long. It is a transcript of the gene Serpinb3, whose product is annotated as serpin family B member 3. Gene Ontology annotation, molecular function: serine-type endopeptidase inhibitor activity. Gene Ontology annotation, biological process: negative regulation of endopeptidase activity. The transcript has 7 exons. Bases 1 to 1173 code for a protein of 390 amino acids. The record is from RefSeq and is a predicted model, not a curated record. Lineage: Eukaryota; Metazoa; Chordata; Mammalia; Rodentia; Octodontidae.
AUGGGUUCACUCAGUGAAGCAAACAUCAAAUUCACUCAUGAUAUGUUUCAAAUUUUAAGAAAAUCAGAAGACAAUGUCUUCUUCUCCCCAUUGAGCAUCUCAGCAGCAUUCGCAAUGGUCUACUUAGGGGCCAGAGGAAGCACUGCACAAGAAAUUGAGAAGGUCCUUCACUUCAAUGAAAUCACAGAGAAGUCAACAGAAAAAACUAAACCUGAUGAUGUUAAAAAGUCAGGAAACAAUAUUCAUCACCAGUUUCAAAAGAUUAUGACUGAAAUGAAUAAAACCAGUGAUGCAUAUGAACUGAAGAGUGCCAACAAGAUCUACAAAGAAAAGACUUACAACUUUCUUGAGGAAUAUUUGGAUGGCCUUAAGAAAUUCUACCUAUCUGAUGUGGAAUCUGUUGAUUUUGUACGUAAUGUAGAAGAAAGUCGGAAGAAGAUUAAUACCUGGGUGGAAGAACAGACACAUGACAAGAUCAAGAACCUGUUUUCUCCUGGGAGUCUCCAGAGUGAUACUAAAAUGGUUCUGGUGAAUGCAAUCUAUUUCAAAGGGCAGUGGGAUCUGAAAUUUAAAGAAAAAUAUACUGAAGAAGGAAAAUUUUGGGUCAACAAGGAUAUGAGCAAAUCUGUGAAGAUGAUGUAUCAAAGCAGUUAUCUAAAAUUUGCCUCCUUGGAAGAUGUACAGGCGAAGAUCCUAGAAAUCCCUUAUAAAGGCAAAGCUCUGAGUAUGGUUGUGCUGCUCCCAGAUGAAGUAGAUGGACUAAAGAAGCUUGAAGAUAAGCUUACUGGUGAGAAAUUAAUGGAGUGGACAAGCCUCCAGAAUAUGGAAAUGCUGAAGGUGGAUUUACGCUUACCUAGGUUCAAAGUAGAGGAGACCUAUGACCUCAAAAACAUAUUGCAAGACAUGGGAAUGAUUAAAGCCUUCAAGUCACAGGAUGCUGACUUUUCAGGGAUGACUGGAAAUAGGGAUUUAGUGUUGACUAAGGCUGUGCACAAGUCCUUUGUGGAGGUUAAUGAAGAAGGGACAGAAGCUGCAGCUGCUACUGGAGUUGCAGUGGGUGUCACUUCAUUGCCAACAUACAACAUCUUCCAUUGUGAUCACCCUUUCUUAUUUUUCAUCAAAGGAAAUGAAGAUAAUAGAAUCCUCUUCUUUGGUAGAGUCUCUUCCCCUUAA